AUGGAGUACUAUUCGUCCUUGGACGCAUCGCAGUUAGAUGCAGAAACACCCACGUUAUUCGAGCUUAUCUCGUCCAAUCAGUUGGAAGCGUUACUCUCUCCGUCCCUUAGAUUUGUUCUAGUGCAUUAUACCGCCAAGUACCCCAAGUACCUCUUGAGAAUCGCCAACAGAUUUGAUGAAUUGAAUCUCUCGUUGAGGGUGUUGGUAGAGUGGUACUUCUUGAAGUACUGGCUGGGCCUGUUUACUGAGAACUUCUACGGAUUGAAAAGAGUGAGCCAGACCAGGCUCUCUAACAGUGGCGGGAGGUAUCAGGACGCCAAGUUGACCCAGUUGACCCCGGCAAAGGUGGAAGAAAGGAGAAAAUUGACCAACUUCCAAAUAGCUGUAAGCAUAUUUGAAAUCUGUGGUACCAGUUAUAUACUGGAAAAGCUUAACUAUUGCUAUGAAGUGUGGUACCCCAAGUACUUGACCAAGCAGUUGAAACCAAACGACCCAAAUUCCAAAUAUGACCAGUUUACCACUGAGUUCAAGAAGAAGUUUGUGGAAAUAUAUCCCUACGUACAAAGUUUGGUAAGAAGCGGUAACUUCGCUGCUAUAUUAAUGUACUUAAGUGGAGCCACCAAGUCUCCGUCGCUCUUGACAUACUUAUUUAAGAUUAACUACUCUAGGCUCAACCUGUAUGACUACGACAAGAAUGACCCGGAAGCAAUCAAGGAGAAGUUAAACCAGAGUAAAAUAAACCUGUUUAGAGUUAACCCGCCUACAAAUUUGGAAACCAUUCUAAGAGUGCUUUCGAAUAAUAUCACUAAACCAUCUUGGAAGGUUAUACGAUUCAUUUUGGGAACAUUCUUUCCAAUUGCCAUUUUCUCAUUGAAGUUUUUGGAAUGGUGGAACAACAGUGAUUUCACUCUGAAAAUCGCCAAAUCACUGGGUAAUAUCUUGGAUGUGAUGUUACCAUCACCAGCCAUUCUCUCAAAGUAUAGGGCUUCACUUGAAAAGGAAAAGAAGGAACUACCAAAGAAAGUAUACCAUUCUAGCAAGCUCUGUCCAAUUUGCAAAGAGGAAAUCACCAACCCAGCAAUAAUCGAGACCGGUUAUGUCUUCUGCUAUUCGUGUAUCUAUAACUACCUUUCUCAGAGUCAUAGGAUAAGCCCCAAGGAACAGGAGCUUGCAGAGCUGGACGAGGAAGACUUCGAUGGAGGUGUGGAGGGAGAGGUAGAAGAUAAGAGUGCUGAAAGAGAUGCUGAAAGAGAUGCUGAUGCAGAUGCUGAUGCAGAUGCCGUGAAAAUUGACAUAUUUAGGGGAGGUCGUUGUCCAGUCACAGGAAAGAAAUUGUUAGGGUGUAAAUGGAAUGAAUUGAAGCAAGAAUGGGAUAUCGAAGGGAUCAGGAGAUUGAUAUUCUAG
Messenger RNA from Dujonia railenensis, 1404 nucleotides. The record is from the annotation of a GenBank genome assembly. NCBI's taxonomy places the organism in Eukaryota, Fungi, Ascomycota, Pichiomycetes, Serinales, Debaryomycetaceae.